AUGGCAUUAUACGCUUUAAAUGAUGGAUUACCAGUAAUAAAUGUAAAUAUAUCUACUAUGUUUAAUGAAGUAAAUAAUGAAACAUAUAAUUUUGAUUUUAUAAGUGGACAGAAAUAUUAUGAUAGUUGGAGAAGUCCAUUACCCUAUGAAGUAUUUAACAAAUUAGAAGAUUUAGAUGAUAUGGAAAAAAUAGUUCAUGAUAUAACUGAUGGCGAUUUUAAAGCAGAAAAACAUCAUGUAUAUACUAUUGAUGGUUAUAAGUUAAAUUUAUAUCAUAUUACUGAUUCAGAUAAAAAUUAUACACCUUUAAAAAAAAAAUCUUUAAAAAAAGGAGUAUUUUGUAUAGGGCAUGGAUUAAUGGAAUCGUCUAUAAAUGCUAUAUCAGGAGGUUAUGAUUCAUUACCUUUUAAAUUAUUAUUAAAAAAUUAUGAUAUUUGGUUGUGUAAUAAUAGAGGUAAUUAUUUAACUGAAUAUGUUGGAAAAAAAUAUGCUAUGAAAAAAAAUUUAGAGAGGUAUACAAUUGAAGAUUUACGUGAUAUUGGAUUUGAUGAAAGUACAUAUUCUAAAAAUUUGGAAUAUGAUAAAAUUGAUUCAAAAAAAAAAAAAAAAAAAUUUCUAGAAAAAUUAUGUAACAAACAAGAUAAAAAUAAGGAUGAAAGCAAACCUAACCCAAUGAAAAGGAAAUUUUAUAUAAAAAAUAAUUCAUGUUUAAAUAAAAAAGAAAUGAAUAAUACUAAUUUACAAAAAAAGGCAAUAAAAAACAAUCAUAGUGAUUAUAAUAAGAAUGGAAUCGAUUCUAAAGUUGAUAUGACUUCUAAAAGUCAAAUUAACAAUGAUAAAAAGUCAAAUGAUAACGUUCAAGAAAAUAUAAAUGAUGUUGAAAUAAAAUAUUUAAAAAGUAUGUUACCAAAUAGUAAGUUAUUUACAUCAGAAGACAUAAAUGUUAAAAAAAUUUAUGAACUCGUUGGUAUAACUGAAAAUGAUUUAAAAUAUUUAGAUGAUAUGAAAAAAGAAGAUAUUGAAAAAAAUAUUAAAGAAAUAGAUAAAUGGACUUUUGAAGAUUUGGGUAAAAAUGAUAUCCCUGCAAUAAUUAAAUAUAUAAAAAGUAAAACAAAACAAGAUAAAAUAAUGUAUAUUGGAUUAUCACAAGGAUCUAUAUCACUUUUGAUUGGGGGGUGCCUAAAUCCUUAUGUCAAUAAUAGUAUAGAUCGAUGCUAUUUAAUGUCUUUACCUAUUAUUUUGUGGAAAAAAUCUGAAAUAUUUUUUGCAUUAAAAGGAUUUAUACUCGCAUCAAAACAUUUUAAAAAAAUAAUAAAAUUAAGAAAUUAUGCUAUGAAAUAUAUUCCACAAAAAUUAAUGAAAUAUUUAAUAAUUAACUUAUCUCAUUUCUUAACUUCAAAUAUAUUAAAAUUUGUUCGAAAUGAUAUUUGUAACAAAGAUAUAAUUUAUUUAAAUACCCCAAGUGGAUCGAAUUCAACUGCUAAUAUUCAUAAAUGGUUAUCAUCAUUCGAUAAAGGACCAGUAACAGAUAUAUUUGAAAAAAAUAGUAAAAAUUGUACAUUCCCUAUAUGUCUUAUAUAUGGCGAUAGAGAUUGUCUUGUUGAUUCAAAUGCUUCAAUUGAAUAUAUGCAAAAGCUUUUUAAAGACAACGAAAUGCAAAUAAUUAAAAAAAAUGAAUGGUCACAUUUAGACCCAAUGAUUGCAGAUGAUGAAGAUAUAGUUUUUUCUCAUAUUAUGAAAGAUAUAAAAAAAGACAAAUCUAAAAAUAAUAAUACAUAA
Molecule: messenger RNA, 1779 nt
Organism: Plasmodium berghei ANKA
Lineage: Eukaryota; Apicomplexa; Aconoidasida; Haemosporida; Plasmodiidae
Product: steryl ester hydrolase, putative
Exons: 1
Coding region: 1-1779 (592 amino acids)
Biological process (GO): lipid metabolic process
Source: RefSeq, a predicted model, not a curated record